Messenger RNA from Aspergillus pseudonomiae, 1177 nucleotides. Its product is annotated as SCF ubiquitin ligase complex subunit HRT1. Lineage: Eukaryota; Fungi; Ascomycota; Eurotiomycetes; Eurotiales; Aspergillaceae. Gene Ontology annotation, biological process: protein ubiquitination; ubiquitin-dependent protein catabolic process. Gene Ontology annotation, molecular function: cullin family protein binding; ubiquitin protein ligase activity; zinc ion binding. The coding region runs from base 231 to 593 and encodes 120 amino acids. The transcript has 4 exons. The record is from RefSeq and is a predicted model, not a curated record. Gene Ontology annotation, cellular component: cullin-RING ubiquitin ligase complex; nucleus.
GGACUUCAAAGUACCAACUUACUUUCACUCAUCUGGUAUUUUCUUUUCUCAAACAAUAUAUAAGCUAGCCGUCUUCAUCGCAGCAUCUGCUUAUCAGUCAUUUCUCUACUACGUAAUCAGCAUACAUCCGUGCCCUCCAGGCAUUCCUGCCCUGAGCUGUUAGGCACUUACAACAGUUCUAUUACAACAGACGGGCCAAGGAAGCUAGGACAAUCAGUCGGAUAUUUAAAAUGGCGGAUGUGGAGAUGAAAGAAGCUUCUGCUGGUACUUCAGCCAAGGGAAAGGGAGCAUCUAAGGCUUCCGAAGGUGCAAGUGAUGGCAAAAAGAAGUUCGAAGUCAAGAAAUGGAAUGCGGUGGCCCUAUGGGCGUGGGAUAUCGUUGUCGAUAAUUGUGCCAUUUGCCGUAAUCAUAUCAUGGACUUGUGUAUCGAGUGUCAAGCAAACCAAGGCUCAUCUACGACUGAAGAGUGUACAGUUGCCUGGGGGAUUUGCAACCACGCGUUUCAUUUCCACUGCAUAUCCCGUUGGCUGAAAACUCGCCAGGUCUGUCCCUUGGAUAACCGAGACUGGGAAUUUCAGAAGUAUGGUCGGUAAACGCAGUUCUAUAGAGGAUCUUCUGAUUGCUGAAGCUGCCACCUACGUGGUGCCAUAAAUUUUUAUACGCAACAAAUGGUCUGGAUUGGCGUUCGGGUUUGUUUUUCACACCUUUCCGGUGAUUACUAUGAUGAUAAAUGCGGCUUCUUGGUUGUGUAGAGAUAAAUAGUCCGGCUCAAUACCUUCCGAGUCGAUCUCUCCUGUAUCUUGCUUGUACUUCAUGCCACUUUAGUUCCAUCUACCAUGAUCCGUGCGCCACCGACAAUCCCCGCUGACGAAACAAGCCAUUUCUCAGGGUUCAUAUUGUACAUAGGCCAAGGAGGGAUGACAACCAGUCCAGUUACCAGUGUACCUGCCAAGCCGACCCAGAGUGUGAGAUGUAUGUCCCGGUAGAUAUAUCCAGCGAAGAAAGCAACAACCUUGACACGACGAGCGUAAGCGAAUGAUACCAAUUAUCAAUGCAAACUAUAUUUGGCGAAAGAAUGAUCAGAAAUUGACUAGCACUGUACCGCAGAUAUAAUUAAUAGAGCCGUAGACAAUAUUUCAGCUAUGCGCUGGCCGUGAAAGUCCUAUCCAUGUAACGU